Chenopodium quinoa (quinoa) is the source of this 1674-nucleotide messenger RNA. Its product is annotated as protein FAR1-RELATED SEQUENCE 5-like. NCBI's taxonomy places the organism in Eukaryota, Viridiplantae, Streptophyta, Magnoliopsida, Caryophyllales, Amaranthaceae. The coding region runs from base 1 to 1674 and encodes 557 amino acids. The record is from RefSeq and is a predicted model, not a curated record. The transcript has 4 exons. Gene Ontology annotation, biological process: regulation of DNA-templated transcription.
AUGGAGACAUCAAACAAUAGAAUGAUUAUUGAAGGAGAUUCUGAUUCACCUAUAGAAUCAAUUUCUAGCUCAAUUACUGCUGAAAAAGGAGACAAUAUCAAUGAAGAAAGAGAUGAUGAAGAAAGAGAUGAAGAUGCUGCAAGUAUAAUAGAUUACAAAUAUGACAAGGAUGAAAACAUAAGUAGAUGUCUAGCAAGUUAUACAACAUCAAACUACAAUGAGGGAUAUGUGUUAUACAAAGCUCAUUCAAGAUCUGUUGGUUUCAGUGUCAGAAAAUCAACAAAGAGAAGAGAUACCAAUAAUAAAUUGUAUGAGUUUUAUUUUAGAUGUUCUAAGGAAGGACAUACAAAGGGUAAAAUGAAGAUAGCAGGUCAAAAAAAUUCUGUGGAAAUACCCAUAUUGGGUAAAACUGAUGAAAAAAAGAGAAAAGAUAGGGAGGUAAAUGAGACAAGAACUAGAUGCAAAGCCCAUAUUCGUUUCAAGAAAAACAAAGAAGGAAAUUUCGAAGCUGCUACACAUGAGUUGGAGCAUAAUCAUGAAUUGGUUAUAGUAGUUCAACGACAUCAUCUAAGAUCAGAAAGGCAAAUAUCAGCUCCAAUGGGUGAACUAAUUGAGAGCAUGAUUGAGAGUGGUAUUAAACCAAUGGAUGCUUAUAAUUAUAUAAGCAAUGAAGCUCGAGGAGAAGAAUGUGUAGGUCAUACUAAGAGAGAUCACCUUAAUUAUGUAUCAAGGGUGAAAAUGAGUAUGGUUGAAGGUGGAGACAUGCAAAAUGUAUUAGACACCCUUCAAGAAAGAGCAGAUCAAGAUCCCUCAUUCUUUUAUAGAUUGAAAUUUGGAGAAGAAAAUAAUGUUGUGAGCUAUUUUUGGCGUGACUCCCAAAUGCUUGAAGAUUUCAAAGCUUAUGGUGAUGUUUUAAUCUUCGAUACAACAUACAAAACAAACAAAUAUGGGUUGAUAUGUGCUCUAUUUGUUGGUAUAAAAAAUCACUGGAAAACAACAAUGUUUGGAUGUGCAUUCAUAACUGAUGAAAAGACUGAUACAUUUGUUUGGAUGCUUUCAAUCUUCAAAAAGUCAAUGUGUGGAAUUGAACCAAAAUCAAUCUUUACUGAUCAAGAUCUUGCAAUGAGCAACGCCAUACCAGAGAAUCAGAAUUCGAAGAUGUCUGGAAAGAUGGUUCAAAAAUAUGGAUUAGAAAAAAAAGAGUGGUUUGAUAGGUUGUUCGGGCUACGAGAAAAAUGGUGCACUGUUUUGAGCAAGGAUAUUUUCUCUGCGGGAAUCCUUUCAUCUCAAAGAGUAGAAGUAACAAACAGAGCAAUUUCAUUUAAGGCCAAUAAAACCACUAAACUUUUGGAGUUCUUUCAUAUAUUUGAAGCUACUGUGAGAAGAUGGAGAAACACUGAAAAGAGUGACAACUUCAGAUGUACUACUGAGAAACCAAAAACAAAAACAAAGAUCUUAAAACAUGCUGCUGAAGUUUAUACUCUGAACUUAUACAAGGAUUUUAAGUUGGAAUUUGAGACCAGCCUAGGAGCAUAUGCAAAGGAAAAGCCAACUUCAAUGCAAUACGUCAAAUUCUUUGAUGUUUCUCUUGAUGAAGAUUAUAUGCACACCUAUCAAGUCAUAUAUCACUGUCAAACCAAUGAAUUUAUGUGUUCUUGUAUGUGCUUCACAUAG